Messenger RNA from Ostreobium quekettii, 1089 nucleotides. The record is from the annotation of a GenBank genome assembly. NCBI's taxonomy places the organism in Eukaryota, Viridiplantae, Chlorophyta, Ulvophyceae, Bryopsidales, Ostreobiaceae.
AUGAAAGGGACGGUGGUGGCCGGGGAGCGGGGGGUGGGACCCCUGCGGUGCUGGCCCGGGGGUCAGGCGGUGUCAAGGUCGAUAGGCGACAUCAAGGCCGGCGAGAGCAUCCUGCCUUGCCCUCACGUCUUUCAGGCCAUCGUGCCCCUCACCGGCGCCCGCCUCACAAUGGCCUCCGACGGCGUGUGGGACUCGCUCCACUGGGAGGACGCCGCGCGCCUGGCCCGGUCCUCCGCCAUCGGCCACGCCGCCGCCGCGGUCGUCAACGAGGCCGCCCGCCGAUGCAACGGCCCCCUGCCCGAGGACGCCAGCGCCCUGGUGCUGGACCUCAUCCCGGGCAGGCGCGGGGACUUCUCGAAGGUGGUGAAGGAGAGGGCGGGCGGGGCGGAUGGCAGGCGGUGGGGCAGGGGCCUGUCCCUCUACUCUUGCGUCUGCGGGGCCCAGAGGCCGACCGCCGACGCCUGUGCGUUCGACAAACUGAGGGUCGUGGCGACCGCGGACGGGCUGGAGGCGGCGGAUUCGGAAACGGACGCGUGCAAGCGCAGACGGGAAUGCGGAAGGGAGCUGGCGCGCGGCCGAUCGUCCGAGUGGCGGCCGGUUGGAGAUUCCGCUCUGUCGUUCGACACCGGAAAGAUUGUGGGAACGGGUUCCGCGGAACUGGGGCUGAGCCUGGACGACCGGGUGGUGGUGGCCUCGGGCGGUUCCCCACACUGGCCGGGCGCCCGGCGGGCCCACGACUCCGCGGGCUCCUCGCCCACCUCCUCCGACGAGUCGAUCAGGGCCGACCCGCGGCGGGGCGCGCGGGCCAAGAGGCCCACCCGCUCCUCCAGCCACAGCCUGCAGUCCAUCGCCCUCAAGGCCUCCAACGGCGACCGCCCCUUCUCCUUCCUGUACAAAUCGCCCGUGGCGGGCGGCCAGGCCGGGAGCCAGGCCGGCGGGGGCAAGAAAGCGACGGCGCUGUUUCAGCUGGCCACAAUACUUAAGAGGCUGUCGUGCGAGUUCUCGCCGGAGCGGAGGGCGUGCGAGGCGCCGGCCCAGGGGGCGCAGCUGCGCAGCGGCAGCCAGCGGUGCAAGACCGGGGCGUGGUGA